Molecule: messenger RNA, 1062 nt
Organism: Trematosphaeria pertusa
Lineage: Eukaryota; Fungi; Ascomycota; Dothideomycetes; Pleosporales; Trematosphaeriaceae
Exons: 3
Coding region: 98-982 (294 amino acids)
Source: RefSeq, a predicted model, not a curated record
CCCACGCCUGCACCACACCUCAGCGCAUACACACCAUACUCCCACAUAUGUGCGCAAUGUUACCUCCCGAUAAAAAGUUUCGCCUGGCCUCGCUGUUAUGCCGGGCAUCAGAACUGCUCUCUUCGUCGCCCUCCAAGCCAUAGCCCUCGCAAUCUUCCUACAGCGAGCUUCUAAAAUGACCACAACCGCACCCACGCCCGACAAGCCGUGGGCUGAUGCGCCUUGCCCGUUGGUAAAGACGCCACAGUUUGCGACGAAGAAGACCGAUAUCUUCACGCUGGGUGCAACGCACAUGGCGCAUAUCCACAAUGCGAUUCUCCGCGGCUACAACUCGAUAUACCAGCAAGCUCCUCACGUAACGCACGAGGACAAGCCCGAAUUCAUCGGCUACGCGCAAGCGUGGUUUCGCUUCGUCAAGAGCCACCAUGACGACGAGGAGCUGGAGCUGUUUCCCAAGGUAGAGGAGGUUCUCGGCACGAAGGGCAUUUGGGACGAGACACACAAGGAGCAUGAGUCCUUCCUCGCUGGCCUGUCGCAGUUCAACGACUACCUCUCCCAGCUCCCCGAGCCCUUCGACUUCAACGGAACCGAACUACGCCGCAUCAUGUCCUCUUUCCAAGACGCCUUUAAUCAUCAUUUCCACUCCGAAAUCUCUACCAUUGCAGCAUUCGCCGACUUGCCAUCCGCACCGACGCCCUCGUCACCGGAGGCCGACCGCGCGGCCGCAAUAUUCAAGGCAUGGGGGAAGAAAACAGUGACGAAAGCGGGAUAUACGGACGUUGUGCCGUUCUUUCUGUUGAACUUGGAUACAACGUAUGAGGAUGGGACGUGGGCGACGUGGCCGCCUAUGCCAGCACCCAUUAGGUGGGGUCUAGUGAAUAUUGCAGGGGCGUAUCAUUGGGGUUGGUGGAAGUUUGCGAGCUGCGAUUCCGCAGGAAAGCCGAGGGCGCUGUACGCGCUGCAGUUUCCAGAGAACAAGUGACGGCAUAGAUAACAAGCAGAGCGAUUGAGGUUUGGCCUUCGAUGUUGUCUUAGCACUUACGAUCAUAUUAGGUUUAUUAA